AUGAAGCCCUUAUUCCGCUCUGUCCGGCUCGGCUCGAUGGCGGCUCCGCGUGCGCUCUGGCUGACGGCGCUGUUUGCGGCUCUUGCCCGCACGGUGCAUGCUGCGGGGCCAGUGGUGCGCUGUGAACCGUGUGAUGCCGAUGCGCUCGGCCAGUGCAAGCCGCUGCCACGUGACUGCGCCGAGCGGGUGCGCGAGCCGGGCUGCGGCUGCUGUCUAACGUGUGCGCUGAGUGAGGGCCAGGCGUGCGGCGUGUACACGGGACGCUGCGGCGCCGGACUGCGGUGUCAACACCGGCCCGGUGAGAGCAAACCGCUGCAGGCGCUGCUGGAGGGAAGGGGUGUGUGCUCCAGAGCCACGGACAGAAAGCUGAGAGUCGAGGAACCUGUAGAGGAACAUCUGCCUACCACUACCAUUCCAACAGUCAGCAAGGGCACUGAGGUGGUGCAGGAUACAGCAACAGGUUCGGGGGUUGAAGAGGGUAUGCAGAAAACAGAGCUGGACACUAAAAAGUCUCUGCUGCACACUAAGCUUAGCAUGAUCCAGAUGGCAAAGUUUAAGCAAGGACAGAUCUACAAAGUGGAGCCAGUGGCCAAGGGAGUCCACCCUGAUAUCCACAAUUUCAGCCUGGAAUCCAAAAGAGAGACCGAGUAUGGCCCGUGUCGCAUAGAGAUGGAAAGCGUUUUGAAGAGUCUUAGGAUAUCCAGCGUGAUAAACUUUCGAGUUUUUCGCAUUCCAAACUGUGACAGGAAGGGCUUCUACAAGAAGAAACAGUGUCGUCCAUCCAAAGGCCAUAAACGUGGUCAAUGUUGGUGUGUGGACAAGUAUGGACAGCCUCUGCCAGGCUACGAGGGCAAAGAACAAAGCCAAGUCCACUGUUAUAACCAGGAAAAUAAAUGA
Messenger RNA from Ictalurus punctatus (channel catfish), 897 nucleotides. RefSeq names its product insulin-like growth factor binding protein 3 (gene igfbp3). NCBI's taxonomy places the organism in Eukaryota, Metazoa, Chordata, Actinopteri, Siluriformes, Ictaluridae. Gene Ontology annotation, cellular component: extracellular region. The record is from RefSeq and is marked provisional. Gene Ontology annotation, molecular function: fibronectin binding; insulin-like growth factor II binding; insulin-like growth factor I binding. Gene Ontology annotation, biological process: regulation of insulin-like growth factor receptor signaling pathway.